Molecule: messenger RNA, 942 nt
Organism: Dermacentor andersoni
Lineage: Eukaryota; Metazoa; Arthropoda; Arachnida; Ixodida; Ixodidae
Source: RefSeq, a predicted model, not a curated record
AUGGACUACAGAGCAAUCACGGAGACACAGCUAUCAAACGAGAAUACGGAUCUGAACAAGCUGGUGACUCCCACUGGCGUGGUCAUGGGCUGGAUUCGUGCAGCUGUGGCCUCUCGCCUCUCCACAACCGGUGAAGAGUGGGCGCGCACCAUGUCUAAGGAAAACAGUGGCACGGCGAACAGCCAAAAGCUUGUUUUAGACUAUAAGCUUUUCCGUCCAGGAGCGCCUAUUGUCAACGGAACAUUCUGGAUGCACGAACAAAUGCCAGGAAUUGUGCAUUACGAAGACCUGAGUGCACGAUUACGUGAGCAAAAAUACUGGGCCGGCUACAACGUGCCCUAUUUCGAGGACAUAUUUACGAUCUCCGGUCAACCGGCCAAAGUGGAAGAGUAUGGUGACUACUACACACACGAGAACUGCCCUCGCGCAAGGUUGUUCAGAAGAGACCACACCAAACUAAAGGACUUGGAUUCUGUUAUCGCUUACAUGAGGUACAACGAUUACAAGAACGACCCUUUGUCACGCUGCAACUGCACGCCGCCAUACAAUCCUGUGUCUGCCAUCUCAGCGCGCCAUGACCUACUUUGCCCGUCGGGGAAGUACGACGCGCCAGGAAUGAAUCGACGGGCUGUUGGCGGUAUCGAUACAAAGGUGACAAACCAGGAUCUUUUCGCGUCAUCAGAGUUUGUUGCUAUCAGUGGACCAACAUGGGAAAUGCUGCCUCCUUUUCAAUGGAGCACCAGCGGGCUGCCAGAUAUCCACGUCGGCCAUCCUGACAAGUGGCAGUUCGGACCCGUUCAUCAUAAGUGGAACGAGUGACGAGCGGCCACACCAGCACAUCACAGAAUCUGAGGAUAGGUGGAAUUCUUCGUGUUUUGUCGUCUCUUCAAACCCAGUAACUGGAACAGUGUAUUCCUCCAAUAAACGCCCAUGUUUCGUGGA